CUUGGCGGUCUCUCGUGAAACCAGUUGUUAAUUGUACACCAAUCGAGUGAGAUACUGAGCUGCCGAAAACUCCCAACAGGAUGUUAUUGAUUUUAUCGCUUAUUUUCGCUACCAUCGGCUAUGUGCUGUUUAACUAUCAUCGAACCCGUCAGCGGAUGCUUAAAAUACGGUCACACUUUGGCGGCCCUGAUUCGCAUUACUUUUGGGGAACUAUGCCAAAGUUUGUUGGCAAGAGUAUACCCGAGAUAUUCGAGAUUGUGUCAGGUAUGCAUGAUAUUCACGGCGAAGAUAUUGCCAUACUUGCAGCUUUCAAUGAACUGGUGCUGGACUUAUCUAGUUCGAAAAAUGUCGAAAAGGUUCUACUGGCGAAGUCGAUCCGAAAAUCGUUUGCCUAUGAUUUUUUCGUUCCGUGGCUUGGCACAGGUUUGUUAAUUUCAACCGGCGAGAAAUGGUUCCAGAGAAGAAAGAUCAUCACUCCAACAUUUCACUUCAAAAUGUUGGAAAACUUUUUGGAAGUGUUCAACAGUGAAGCGGACAUUCUGGUGACCAAACUCAAGCGUCAUGCGGGAAAAGAUGAGUUUGAUAUCUAUGAUUACAUCACAUUGUAUGCACUGGACAGCAUUUGUGCCACUUCAAUGGGAGUUCAAGUUCACGCUCAGGACGACCCACAUAAUGAGUACGCAACGGCAGUCAAGCAAAUGAGCACUUUUAUAUUACGGCGCGUGUUUAGCGUUCUGCGUUCUUUUCCAUCGCUUUUUUUCUUGUAUCCCUACGCGAGAGAACAGAAACAAGUGAUUUCGAAACUGCAUAAUUUCACCAACUCAGUGAUUGGUCCUCGAAGACAAAUACUGGAACAGGAGAAAGCCGAUAACAAGGUAGCAUUCGAUGUUCAUGAAGAAGACAUGUAUUCAAAGCGGAAGCUUACGUUUCUUGAUUUACUACUGAACGUUACCGUAGAGGGUAAACCUCUGAGCCGUGAGGAUAUUCGAGAAGAGGUGGAUACAUUUAUGUUCGAAGGCCAUGACACAACCACAUCCGGCAUUUCUUUCACGAUGUGGCAUUUGGCUAAAUAUCAAGAUAUUCAGCAGCGGGUAUAUGAAGAAAUUAUUCGUGUUCUGGGAAAAGAUAAAACCGCAGGACAACUGACGAAUAUGCAGAUUCAGGAGCUUGAGUACCUAGAUAUGGUCGUGAAGGAAUCACUACGUCUGAUGCCUCCAGUACCAUUUAUUGGACGAACUCUCGUAGAGGACAUGGAGAUGAAUGGCAUCAUCAUCCCAGCCGGUACAACGAUUUCAAUCAAGAUCUACAACAUCCAUCGUAAUCCGAAAAUCUGGCCCAACCCGGAGAAGUUUGAACCGGAACGGUUCUCCAAGUCGAACGAAAGCACCCGUGGUCCGUACGACUAUAUACCUUUCAGUGCGGGAUCACGCAACUGCAUCGGACAACGAUACGCCAUGAUGGAACUGAAGGUGACAUUGAUUAAACUACUAGCUAAUUACAAAAUACUUCCGGGAGAGUCGAUGGCGAACAUGAAAGUCAAAUCGGACCUGGUGCUUCGUCCGGAUACGGUCAUUCCCAUCAAACUGUUGGAACGUUGAAUAAAAUUAUCUUUGUA
Molecule: messenger RNA, 1615 nt
Organism: Wyeomyia smithii (pitcher-plant mosquito)
Lineage: Eukaryota; Metazoa; Arthropoda; Insecta; Diptera; Culicidae
Product: cytochrome P450 4d8-like
Exons: 4
Coding region: 81-1598 (505 amino acids)
Molecular function (GO): heme binding; oxidoreductase activity, acting on paired donors, with incorporation or reduction of molecular oxygen; iron ion binding
Source: RefSeq, a predicted model, not a curated record